AGGAGGGGAGUUCAGGGGGGCAGAGAGGCGUUCCGAAUGUGGAGCCUUGGCCCAGAGCAGGGCCGGCGCGCCCUUCCCUGCGACACGAGCUUCACAGAGGCCAUCAGCCGACGGAUGCGGGUCCCGCCCCGCCUGAGGGCCCCGGGCCCCGAGGGGGAGGCAGGAGCAGCCCCCCCAGAAGAGGCCCCGCCCCCCUCCUUCCUGAUGCACGUCCCCGAGAGGCUCUGCCUUGCGGGUAAGGGCGGGGCCAAGGAGGGAGGGAGGGAGGUUGGGGGGGAGAAGGUGGUCCCGAUCAAGCCCCAGAUCCCCCUUCUCACAAGACAUGGCCAGGAGCCCCCAGAUGGCGUAGUGGACUAAGUGACUUGAAGAUUGGGUUGCUGACCUGAAGGCUACCAGGUUCGAAUCCCACCCGGGGAGAGUGCGGAUGAGCUCCCUCUAUCAGCUCCAGCUCCAUGCGGGGACAUGAGAGAAGCCUCCCACAAGGAUGGUAAAAACAUCAAAACAUCCGGGCGUUCCCUGGGCAACGUCCUUUCAGACGGCCAAUUCUCUCACUCCAGAAGCGACUCAAGUUGCUCCUGACACCGAAAAAAAAAAAGCCAUGGCCAAACUCCAGGGAGAAAAUCACGUGAGUGUUUACUCACAGCUUGUGCAUCACAACACCCAGCAUCUCUGUAAGCUAAAGUGUGUUGUCGAAAGCUUUCAUGGUCGGAAUCACUGGGUUGCUGUGAGUUUUCCAGGCUGUAUGGCCAUGUCCCAGAAGCAUUCUCUCCUGACCUUUCGCCUGCAUCUAUGGCAGGCAUCCUCAGAGGUUGGGAGGUCUGUUGGAACAUGUUGGAAACUAUGCAACAUACAGACAAACAGACAAGCGUUCUUUCUCCCACCCUGUUCUUUCCACAGAUAUAUAAACCCCACUUGCCUGGUUUCCAACAGAACAGUCCCAGAUCUAGUCACUUGGCCUGCAGUCCCUCCCACAACCUCAAACAACAUAGAGUUCAGGAAAAACUGCAUAUCAAUAUAUGCAUGCAAUAUAGUAAGCAAUCACUGUUGGGAAUCUAUGAGCAGUUAGACUCAAAAAAAUAACCCUCUUUCGGGGGUGAUUCCUCAAAAAUACAGCAGAGUGGCAGAACCACAAUUCAUAAGCAGCAGAAAUUUACGUGUGGUGAGGUUGGAGAUGCCUUUGUUUCUUGGGAUGGCAAAGGAUUGCAAAGUCUCCUUGGGCCGGGCUGUGGCGCAGCUGGCUAGUAACUAGCUGCAAUAAAUCACUACUGACCGAGAGGUCAUGAGUUUGAAGCCUGGGUUGGGUUAAGCCCCCGACCAUUAAAUAACCCGGCUUGCUGUUGACCUAUGCAGCCCUGAAAGACAGUUGCAUCUGUAGUUGCAUCAAGUAGGGAAAUUUAGGUACGCUUUAUGCGGGAGGCUAAUUUAACUAAUUUACAACAUUAUAAAACUGCCAGCAAAACACGAGGAAAGGAAUGAGGAAGUACAGCCACUAGUGGACAGUGAAGCAACAGCUCCCCCUGUGGCCGGAAUCGUGAAGCUGGAAAAAAAUGUAUGUUGUCUGUCUGUUGGCAUUGAAUGUUUGCCAUAUAUGUGUUCAUUGUAAUCCGCCCUGAGUCCCCUUCGGGGUGAGAAGGGUGGAAUAUAAAUACUGUAACUAAAUAAAUAAAUAAAGUUCAAAAAAGCAUUUAUUGAGAUAAAAAGAAAUCCAUUGUAGAUAGAAAAGUUAUUGGAGGUAACUAGCUAUCUAAGCUAGCAUCUAAGGAUGGUAAGAAGGUAGAAAAUAACAAAAUAUCUAAAUAGCUACAUUUUGCCAAGAGAGUGGGCAAAAUGUGUCCUUCUCAGGUAGUAGACAAAGGAGCAAGAGAUAAGCCUGAUUGCAAUGUCCAAGCCUUUGGGGCAAUUAACAUUCCAAUCUAGAUAGAAGAAGUUGCCUCAUCCCUAAAAGGGUUCACAUUACUAUAACAACAAUGUAGGAAGUGGAUGUAAACAGGAAAGGAAGAGGGAAACCAGCAAAGGCCCAUCUAGGCAUGCAUAGAAUAUAUAGAAAGAGGUUUCCCUCAUUCUAACCUAUCCACUACAUAACUAAUUGAGACUUGUGUAGUCCAGGAUGAUAUCCAACAUAUGUAAACCCCACUUGCCUGGUUUCCAACAGAACAGUCCCAGAUCUAGUCACGUGGUCUGCAGUCCCUCCCACAACCUCAAACAACAUAGAGUUCAGGAAAAAACUGCAUAUCAAUAUAUGCAUGCAAUAUAGUAAGCAAUCACAAUUAUAAACAUAACAAAUAACUAGUAUAGGAGGCUUAUAGAAGGUUGCUAUUUCCAACAAGUGAAGUCCCUCUCCUUUCCAUCUUCGAGACAGAGGGCAACCUCAGCAGCCCCCCCCCCCCCCAUGUAUCACAAAGAGUGCCCACCUGAUUUAGGGAGAAGGAGCUGUGAGCUCCUGGGGCUGUAAACUGGGUAUGCACAGUUGGUGUCCCAACAGAGGGAUGAAGACUCUUCUUCCUUCUCUUUCUCUCCGUUUUUUGCAGAAAUGCUGGACGUCGUGGCUUCCAGGCCUCUCUUUGGUGCCCGGCCACAGCAGUCCUGGCGCCUGUCCGAGGUGGAGCAACUCUCGCUGGAGCCCCACACCCUGGGCUUCCUCUCCCUGCCCUGGGCCCAGAAGCGCCUGCGCCCGGGACACCGGGGGCGAAAGGAGCGGGCAGGCCCCCCCGCAGAGGUGGCUGCUGGGCCUAGGAAGGACUGUCCCCGGGAGGUGAGCCUGGUCCUGGAGGAAUUUGGCCCCACAGACAGCCUGGCCGUCCGGAAGCAGCUGAUGAACAUCUCGGGGCGUCUCCGGGUGCUGGAAGGACAGAGCCUGGGCUGGCGCCAGAAGGAACUGCUUUUCUACUCGAUCCUGGCUUCAGCCUGCCUCCUCAAUGCCUGGCUCUGGCUUCGGAGGUGAAGAUGUAGAGUCCUCCUCACCACUGCCCCCCACAGCUUGUUCCUUUAGCCCACCUGUUACCUGGAUGUCCUGGGAGAUGGCAGUUUCCAGUGGUCCUCAAAGGACGGAAGGUGGGAUGGCUAUGGUCCACAGCAGGAGGAGAAGAGAGAAUGGGACUGAGUCUGGCGGAAGAGGCUGGGAGAUGCCCAGAGGGGCAUCAGCCCAUGGGAACGGCGAUGACUGUGGAGAGCCACCCCCUGCCCCUUUGCCCCAGAGGCCCCAGUUGUGGGGGGACUGCAUGGGGGGGGGGAGGUCCUAGCUGGUCUUGUAUGAUGGAAAGAUCUUCUGAGACUGGCCAAGGAAGCCCCACUGGCAGAGGCGGCCCUAGGUAAUUUCGCCUUGUUGGCAAACCUAGUGGCCACGCCCCCCCAAAAAAAUUGCACCCCCCCCAAGGCCCUGCACAUAAUUUCAGCGGCGGUGGCAGCAGUGGCGGCCGCGGCGGGGACCAUCGGCUCCCUCCUCGCUGAACGCGGAAGUCCUCAACUGAGGCCUAGCUCUUCUCGCAAGUUCUCACAAGGACUCGCGAGACCUCAGUUGAGGCCUUCUGCAUUCGGCGAGGAGGGAGCCAAUGGUCCCCGUCGCUGCCGCAGGAGUGCCUCGAUGGCGCCCCCGGGGACAAUGCGCCACAAACGGGAGCUUACAAUGGCCUCUAUGUUGGACCGGCUCUGCCCACUGGAUGCUCAAAGAUAUUGUUGUACUCCAAGGCCGGAAAGCACCUCUGUACUUAACACCACACUCCAGUCCAAGGUGAAAUAGCAAAACAGUUUAUUGAAGAAUACAUGUGAAAAGCAAUCAGCAAAAUAGUAUAAAAACCAAAGUCUAAAUGUUAGAAAUAGUCCACAGAAUUCGAAGUACAAGAGUAGCAUCAAAAAAUCAGGAAUACAAAAACAGGAUAAAUCCCAAACAUGAGAUUCAGGAACAAUCUUUCCUGGAAGCAUGGAACAUGAGCAACAGGAAACAAGGAACUAGAAACCCCUUAACAGGCUUGACUUGGCAAGAGAUAUAUCCUCAAACACCAACAUUGACCAGACUGGCAAAAAAAAGCCUUCUGGUCUUGCUAAUAUAGACAGAAAAUCAUGCCGUCUCUCCUGGAAAACUGAUAAGGACUUUUUGGCUAACAAGUGUCUUGACAUUUGCAAACUUUUUUGAGCAGCCCUGUGUUGAUGAAACAUAAAUCUCCUAUCUAACUGCUCAUUAGACUGUGCACCUGGAAUAUCCUCUGAGCUCAUCUCUGCUUCUAACUUUGCUUCCCUAGUGAACUACUUUUCUGGAAUGGCCUUCAGACAGAGUCAGCUCAGUUUCAGGGUUUAAAAUCUCUUGCUGACUCUCCUGCUGGUCUGCAGGCCCAGAAUCCCCAGUGACAGGCUGGCUUGAAGAUCCAGAAUCUCCACUGACAUCACGUGCAGGCACAAUCAAAGGCUGAAAUACAACCGAUAUGUGUGUGUGUGUAUAUAGCAUGUCCAACUUUCCAAAUAGCCAUUGAUGUUGACACAAUGAAGGAAAGGACUCCUGCCUCACAGCGUUGGUGUGCAUUGGCAAACAGCUGGAUGGAGAACUCAUCCACAACUCCCAGGUAUCCUUAGGUAUCCAUGCGCAGCUGCAGCAUUUGCCAUUGGUAUCUGAAGAAGUCAAGGGAAAGGGGGGGCUGCCAAGACCUCUGCCCCAAUGCUGAUGUUCAGCUGGGAGCACAUGACGAACCGUGGCAUGUUCAGAUUUCUAAUAAAACACUUCUUCAUUGCAAA
Molecule: messenger RNA, 4722 nt
Organism: Anolis carolinensis (green anole)
Lineage: Eukaryota; Metazoa; Chordata; Lepidosauria; Squamata; Anolidae
Gene: fate1
Product: fetal and adult testis expressed 1
Exons: 4
Coding region: 2531-2941 (136 amino acids)
Biological process (GO): negative regulation of apoptotic process; negative regulation of mitochondrial calcium ion concentration
Cellular component (GO): mitochondria-associated endoplasmic reticulum membrane contact site; mitochondrial outer membrane; endoplasmic reticulum
Molecular function (GO): ubiquitin protein ligase binding
Source: RefSeq, a predicted model, not a curated record